GAAAGAAAUACUUAACAUCCUCUGCUUCAUCUCCGAUCUCUGUGGGUUCCUGAGCAGCAGCGAGAAUGACAAAGGCUCUGUGGCUUCUCUUGCUUCCCCUUCUCUUCGUGUCUGCUUCUGCAGCCGCAACUCAGAGUACCAAUAACCCUGCGGAUGAUUUAGUGGCUGUACUUAAUAAUAACAGGACUGCACAAAAGUUGAAGUCCCUUUAUGACAACCCAGGCCUGGCCUGCAUUGCUCUGCAGUACUUAAAAGCCUACCAAGGUGAUUGUGGUGCAAUAGGAGGGCCUAAUGCGAAGAAGCCUGCUGAUGCUGAAUUUGCUGAAACUUUUGCUCCCAACUGUGGUGUUCUUGUCUCAACCAUGUCUCCUAUUACUGGUCGUUUACUUGGCUGCCAAUCUCGUUAUGUUGAAGCUUCCGAAGCAUUUUCAGAUAUCCUAAUGAAAAACAGCAAGGCCUUGGAAAUACUUUACAAUAAGAAUGACACUGAAGUUGGAGCUGCUGUGAGUGGCACUGAUGGUGGGUCUCCCUACUUCUGGUGUGUCAUGUUCAGCACUGGCAACACAAACAGCAGUUUUGCUUUUGAGGGAGGUGUAGCUAAGGCAACACGACCCGGGUGCUUUAGCGGCGCCAACGACGAGUGCAGCAGCGCUUAUGAUUGGUCUCAAAACCGCCGGAUAUGGCCGUUUGCUGCCACAGCUUUGCUUGCAGCUGGAUAUGCUUUUGGAUUAUGAUCAAUUUUUUUACAAGAAUUUGAACUACUUACUACUUGAUUUGAGGGCCUCUUUUGUUGUGUUUGUAAUGAGAGGCUUGGCCUUUCUCAUUCAAUUUCUGUUUUGUA
Molecule: messenger RNA, 841 nt
Organism: Corylus avellana
Lineage: Eukaryota; Viridiplantae; Streptophyta; Magnoliopsida; Fagales; Betulaceae
Source: RefSeq, a predicted model, not a curated record